UGCUACAGCCAGCUCUUCAUUAACAAUGAGUGGCGCAAUGAAGUCAGUAAGCCCUUUCCCACAGUCAACCCUACCACAGGAGAGUUCACUGGACAUGUGGCUGAAGGAGACCAGGCUGAUGUAGACCUGGCUGUGAAAGCAGCCCGGGAGGCCUUCUGUCUGGGGUCACCAUGAUGGAUGCCUCCAAAUGAGGCUGGCUCUUGAACUAGCCGGCUGACCUGAUGGAGCAGGAUCAUGUCUACUUGGCCUUGCUGGAGACUUUGGACAUUGGGAAGCCCUUCUGAGAGUCUUAGGCCUUGGAUCUGGAUGAGGUUAUCAAGUUGUACCGCUACUUUGCUGACUGGGCUGACGACAAGUGGCAUGGCAAGACCAUCCCCGUGAAUGGUGAGCAUUUCUGCUUCACCCACCAUGAGCCUGUGGUAAUCUCUUGGAACUUCCCCUUGGUCAUGCAGGGCUGGAAGCUCGAUACAGCACUCGGCACAGGCAAUGCUGUGGUUAUGUAGGUUGCUAAGCAGACUCCCCUUUCUGCCUUGUACUUGGCCUCCCUUGUCAAAGAGGCUGGUUUUCCCCCGGUGGUGGACAUCAUCCCAGGCUAUAGUCCCACAGCAAGAGCAGCUAUUGCCCGGCACAUGGAUGUUGAUGAAGUUGCCUUCACUGGCUCCACUAAGGCUGGCCACCUGAUCCAGAAAGUGGUAGGCGAUUCCAACCUCAAGAGAGUCACCCUGGAGCUGGGUGGGAAGAGCCCCAGCAUUGUGCUGGCCGAUGCAGACAUGGAUCAUGCUGUGGACCAGUGUCAUGAAGCCCUCUCCUUCAACAUGGGCCAAUGCUGCUGUCCUAGUUUUGCCUUUAUUGAAGAAUCUAUCUAUGAUGAGUUUCAUGGGAGAGCAGUGGAGAAAGCCAAGGAGAGGAAAGCUGGGAACCCUUUUGAGCUGGAUACUCAACAAGGUCUCCAGGUGGUCAAGGAGCAAUUUGAAAGAAUCCUUGACUACAUCCAUCUUGGCCAGAAGGAGGGAGCAAAGCUUCUUUGUGGUGGGGAGCAUUUUGGGAAGCACAGUUUUUUCAUCAAGCUGACAGUCUUUGGAGGUGUGCAGGAUGACGUGAGGAUUGCUAAGGAAGAGAACUUUGGGCCCAUUCAGCCUCUAUUCAAGUUCAAGAAGAUUAAAAAAGUGAUUGAGAGGGCCAACAAUGCCAGGUACGGGCUGGCUGCUGCUGUGUUCACACAGGACCUGGGCAAGGCCAUGUACUUCACCCAGGCCCUCCAAGUGGGAACUGUGUGGGUGAACACCUAUAACAUUGUGACCUGCCACAUGGCAUUUGGGGGCUUUAAGGAAUCUGGCAAUGGGAGGGAGUUGGGGGAGAAUGGGCUUCGACCCUACAUUGAGGUGAAGACAGUCACCAUCAAAGUUCCUCAGAAAAACUCGUGA
Heterocephalus glaber (naked mole-rat) is the source of this 1424-nucleotide messenger RNA. It is a transcript of the gene Aldh1b1, whose product is annotated as aldehyde dehydrogenase 1 family member B1. The record is from RefSeq and is a predicted model, not a curated record. Lineage: Eukaryota; Metazoa; Chordata; Mammalia; Rodentia; Bathyergidae. Gene Ontology annotation, molecular function: oxidoreductase activity, acting on the aldehyde or oxo group of donors, NAD or NADP as acceptor.